AUUGUGUGUUUUACAUGCGCCUCAUAACAGCAGCCGAGUCUCUAUGUUGAGAGCAAAUGACUUACUACGCCCGUAACUCCGUCGACAACCCAUGGUCUCUUUAAUCGGACAAGCUUGAAAACAAUCAACCUACAUCCUUCUAUUAAAAAUGCUUGCGAUCUCGGCGGUUGUUUAGGCUGAGGACCCAGCGGUUACCAGGUGCAUCGCUGCCCUUGAGCUCGACUUUUCCAGUUAGCACCCCCCUCAGUGACCAUCCUGAUCGUAUAUGUAUCAAGUUAUAGCCAUGAAUGCGAGCGCGUAUGGUCAACCAGGCCAGGGCGUGCUUGCAACGCCAUCGCAUGCGGCCUUUCCAGCGUCGCACUCUGGCCAGCUCCAGGUGCCGGCUUCCCACGCACAGCAAGAACCGCAGCUGCAACCACCAGGACUACAAGGUCACAAUAUGAACCCGCGUGGCGGGCACGCAGGCAUGCAGCCGUGGCAGGCGCCACUGCCGGCGGCACCGUCGCAACCGCAAGCCGGUGGCUUCGCCCGCUUCUUCCAGCGCCAGCCCACUGCAGCCCAGGCCCCCCAGCAGAUGGGGAUGCAGCCACAACCGCACAACCAGCAGCCAGCAGCCGGCCAGUCCGUCCGGCCCAUCGCCGCUGGGCAGCAACAUCCAGGCGAGGCGCAAGCGCAGGCACAAAAUCCGCCACCUCCAGCGCCGCAGUACUUGGCUGACAUGCUCACACCAGGCAACAGUGCCGCCCGACCACUGACCGUGUCAGGCGCCAGUGUGCCACAGCCCAGCCGCACGCGCUUUGCCAUAUUCCAGCGCCGCAACGGCCCUGCGCCCGCGCCUGGUCCGGCACCGUUACCGCAGCAGUCACCAGCUCUUGCCUUCCCGCCGCCGCAUGGCCGGCCCCUGACCGGCCCCGGCCCCGGCCCCGGCUGGCCUACCGGCACAACGGCUUCUUCCGGCACGCGCGACACGCAGGCGGUGCAGGAGCUGGUGGGCGGCAACUGGAUCUUCCUCAUCUUUGUGCCGUACUUUGUGGCCACGGCGCUGCAGGACACACACCUCCGCAUUGGCCUGAUUGUGGCCACAGCCACGUCGGGCGUCGUGCUGGCGCUAGGGCUACUCGCGUUCAUCAUGAAACUGCGCAAGGUGUUCCCGCACGUGCUGGAGGUGCUGAUGCUUAUCAUGUACGCGGUGGUGCUGGGCGUGAGCUACAGCAGCCAAGCCGCGGAGGCGGAGGUGCGCCGCACCUACAACUUCAUCGUGCACUCCGCACUGGCCGGCACGUGCCUGGUGUCGAUGCUGGUGUGCUACCCGCUUGGCCGGCAGCACGUGGCGGAGCUGGUGCACAGCCUGUACACCGCCCACGCGGACGUGCACUCAGUAGGAUUGUACACAACUGCAGGCCUCACCACGUCGUUCGUGUCCUCAUGCCUGCUUUACUUGAUCCCGUUGUGCAAGGGCCGCGACGAUGAGCACUGGGACGUUCUGAAUCUCAUCUUCCGCAUCAUCUACCCCUGCGUGUGCACUGCGGUGGCGCUGCUGUUUGCGCGCUACCUGCCUGACGCGCUGCUGCCCAACCUGGCGGUGGUGCAUGGACUCAACCGCAGGCCGCCCGCGCGCCUGCCCGCCUACCUGACCAACCUGCUGGGACUGCGACCGCCCGCCAUUCUGGACUACACCAUGUACCAGAGCACCACGGACGCAGCGGCCAAGGUGCGGGAGGGCUGGGCGCUGGCGUCACGCAGCGCCGGCAUCUCCCCCGCCCGCACACCCCGUUACGACCCAGGCAGUGCCGGAGGCGGCCCCGGCGCACGCCCACCACCGCCCCCGGGCGCCGCCUAUGUGCCGCUGGGCUCGACGCCGGCUGGCCCUGCAGCAGGUCUCGUGCUAGGCCCGGGACAGCACGUCUACGGUGGCGACUACCUGGGCCCGCACCCCUACAACCCCUACCCCGCCGACGCCUACCCCCGCCAGCAGCUCGAGCUGCACGGCCCCAAGUACCUGACCUAUCUCGCGCCGGGCCCGCCGGCGCCCCCGCCGGCGGCCGUGUUUGCAGUGUACGAUGAUCACCCCAGCUACGGCCACAGCCGCAGUGCUGGCGGGGCGCUGGACGGCAUGCCGCAUGUGUCAAUGGCCAACCCGCUGAUGGCGGCGGCGCCGGGGCCUGUUGGGUAUGCCGAACGCGGCGCCAUCCACCCGCAUGCAGGCCUGUACGGGCCCAAGCCCUACGGGGGCCAGGGGCGCCUUGCAGAGACCCUGAGCAGUUUCCGGAGCCGUAUGGCGCCGAGGCCCGGGGCCGGCAUGAAUCCGUAUGACCCCAACAGUGCCGCUUACGCGGCCGUGCGCGGUCGUCCCUUCGCCAGCGCGGGCGGCGCAAGCCCCUACGGCGUCAACCUACCGCUGCCGCUGCAGCCGCCGGAGACGGAGGCUCCCAUGGACGCACGACAACUGUACGGUCAGCAAUACAUACCGCCCACAGCUCAACACGCUGGGGUGUAUGGCCGAGGGCUGGAGUCCGAGGCCCGCCCGCUGCAGCCCCUCCUGCACACGCAGCAGCCUGUGCUGCUAGGGUCGCUGGGGCCCACACCUCGAUCCCGCUACACGUCGGAGGGCGGUCCCAGUCCCGGCCCGGCCAGCGGCAGCUUUGGUCUCAAUGCAGAGCUCAAACAGCCUAGCCCCGGCCUCGGCCCCGGCUACGGCCCGCAGCUGCCGCAGCAGCGGCCGGGCAUGCGGGGGCACGCCAGCUCGGGCUCUGACGGAGGCGGCUACGGCCUCGGUGCGGAGAUGAGCAAACCAGCAGAGCAGGACGACCCCCUGACACCGCCACCGCUGGGUUUUGCCGCGCCUCGGCGGCCAGCGGUGUCCGGGGCGCCCCUCGCGCAAGCGCAGUCAGCACAGGGGUCCGGACUGGAUGCGGAGACAGACGGUAUUCCGUCGCCUGCGGGGCUACCGCCAGUGGGGACGGGAGGCCUGGGCGGGCUGGCGACGCCAUCGCAGCAGCGCCUGGGCCCAUCGCGCCUGGGGCCCUCACCGCCGUUAGCAAGGCCACGGGCUCCCGCCUCUAGAGCCAGACGCCCUGUCCUGGGCUCCGGCGGCGGCGACUUCGGAUUGGAGGCGGAAGCGGAUGCCGCGAGUGCAGGGGCGGUAGCGGGACUGGGCCUGGGUCCAGGCACAAGGCUGGGUUCCCUGGGCGGGCUGCCACCACCAGGGGGACUGCCACCACCAGGAGGGCUGCGCGGCCCUGCACCUCUGCCGUUACGCCCCGCCAGCAACGCAGCCGGCCACGGGGAUGCGUUUGGCUUGGAUGCCGAGGUUGGAGUAUAGCUGUGUACGAUUUUCACACCUACAUACACUUUGACUUGCAUGGCCCGCCCCAUGUUGCUAAAUCGGAGGAAUGCGCGUUUGAGGCUGCGUGCGUGUUGUGAAGACUCAGGGCGGUGGUGUUGUGCAGUGGUGCCAAGAGACUGUAGUUGUUCAGUACCCCGACGUCGACCCGAAGGCCGCAACGUCUCUGUCGCUGCGCUGAUACCUAAGAAACGUCCUUGUGCCGCAUAUGUCUCUCCCUGCGAUAUAGAGGUGUUCGGACUUCGGAGUGUGCCUUGCUCACUGGGGCCUGCGUGUAUGUCAGGGUCACCACACAGAGUGUUUUGGGCUGAGCCCCCGGAGCGCGUGUGUGUCCUUUCUUGUCCUUUGACAGCGAGACGCGGCUGGGCACAUGGCGGGCGGUGCCUGUACCAACCGACCCCGGCUGAUAUUAGGUAGUUUCGAAGCCUUCGCCCUCAGAUAUGUACCAACGUCGCGCAGCGUCGCGUUGCCCUUGCGACGGAGAGCCAUCUUUCUUGUCCUGUGUCGCAGGCCACUGGGGAAUAGGUAGGGAUGAUGUAAAAUAGAAUAAUU
Molecule: messenger RNA, 3895 nt
Organism: Chlamydomonas reinhardtii
Lineage: Eukaryota; Viridiplantae; Chlorophyta; Chlorophyceae; Chlamydomonadales; Chlamydomonadaceae
Exons: 6
Coding region: 440-3322 (960 amino acids)
Source: RefSeq, a predicted model, not a curated record